AUGUCCCACUCCCCCGCGCCGUCAAAUUACGGCGACUGCGUGGCCUCCCUCCGCACAUCCCUCAACCUCCUCGAGUCCUCAGUUGAGACGCUGGGGAACGGCGUCUCGGACUUUCCCAGGCUCGGAUCGGUGCUCAAGACCGUUCGCCACUACGAACUGAUCCCCCAGCCGACCCUCGCCGCCGCCGAGUCGUCCCUGCGCGACGAGAUCGGCCCCUUCGUGACACACCUUCUCGACCGCGCCGACAGGCAGAUCGACCGGCAGGCGCGCCGCAUCGAGACGCUCAAGGCCCGCAGCGACCUCAACGCGGGGCGGCUCGGCAGGGGCGCCCCGUCGCCCCCGCUGCCGUCAUCAUCGAAGCCGAGAGCAACUUCGAAGGGCAGGGCAGCCGCCGGCGGGCGGAAGACCCUGGACGGCGGGGCCGGGCUCCGGGCGCGCGCCGUCCGGCAGCGCAAGGAGGCGCUCAAGUACAGCGUCGAGAGGCUGGAGCUCGAGGUCGCGCAGAAGGAGAGGGAGCUCAGGGUGCGGCUGCAGGAGGCGUGA
Molecule: messenger RNA, 543 nt
Organism: Diaporthe citri
Lineage: Eukaryota; Fungi; Ascomycota; Sordariomycetes; Diaporthales; Diaporthaceae
Exons: 2
Coding region: 1-543 (180 amino acids)
Biological process (GO): attachment of spindle microtubules to kinetochore
Cellular component (GO): spindle microtubule; DASH complex
Source: RefSeq, a predicted model, not a curated record